AUGAAUAACAAGGACAACACUACCAAACCCGGAUCUACCACCGGUCAACCCUCGGUGGACUCAUCGAAGAAUGAGGUUGAUAGUUCAGUUCAGCAAUCAGAGGAUAAUCAGAGCUCAAAGGACACGGUGAUUUUCGUCAAGCUCGAUGAAGCUUGGAAUUAUAUCGAUCCGAUCGAUAAUCCACCUCACCUAUUUGGACCUAAGAAGACUACCGUAUGGAGCGCAACGUCAACCAACGGGGAGCAAAAACUCUUCGUACCUUUUAGUAAUGAAGGGUUUAGUGAAGAAGAGCUCACUGAAUUCAGGAAUGACCUAGAAGGUCUGGGAGAUUUUUCAGUUUAUAAUCCUUAG
Molecule: messenger RNA, 351 nt
Organism: Kwoniella botswanensis
Lineage: Eukaryota; Fungi; Basidiomycota; Tremellomycetes; Tremellales; Cryptococcaceae
Exons: 2
Coding region: 1-351 (116 amino acids)
Source: RefSeq, a predicted model, not a curated record